AUGUAUUCAUUGUACUUAUUGUCAUUACUUUCGCUGGGCGCGAACGUCGCCGCAAAACCAAAUGCAUGUCCUAUCUUAGGACCAGCCUUUCCAGCCCCCACGGAGAUCGGCAGUGACCCAACAUUCAUCGCAGCGACACAAAACCUCACUGCGCAAAUAAGACAGGCCAUUCAGUCUGGCGAACUGGCUGGAAACUCAAUAUCUGUGCAAAUAUUCAGCGAAAGUGAUUCAUAUGCUGCCUUUGGCCUUUCCCACACGGAUGACUCGGUACGCCAUGGAUCUGUCGGAGUACGAGAAGUGGACGAGAAUACCGUAUUUCGCAUUGGUAGCAUUUCCAAGUUGUGGACCAUGCUACUAUAUAUGACAUUCAAUGGAACCAAACACUUUCAAGAGCCCGUUUCAAAAUAUGUGCCCGAGCUGCGAAGCCCUUACAACGACUCCCAACAGAUUGACCAGAUCGACUAUGUCAAUUGGGAUGAAGUGACGAUUGGUGAACUCGCCAGUCACCAAGCCGGCAUUCCCAGAGACUAUGCUUUUAUGGAUUUGGCAGCAAGCGCCCCUCCCCAAGCUCUUACUAGAAUGGGAUUGCCAUCGCUCCCCAAGUCAGAGCGAAUGCCAUGUGGGAAUGCUCCGUUCCCACCAUGCAACAGGCAACAGUUCUUUGAUGGGAUACUAGACACCCAGCCAAUUGCCGCAACUUCCUCUACGCCACUAUAUUCAAAUGCUGGAUAUCAGAUUCUGGGCUAUGCACUCGAAGCAAUUGCCCGGAAACCGUUCGCAGAUAUUCUUAUGGAACGCAUAAUCGAGCCUCUUAGAUUGUCCCGCUCGAGCCAUGGCAUGCCCGACCCAAGUCUGGCGGUAGUCCCUUCGGACCUGAUUUCUAGUCAGUUCAAUUUGGACAUCGGAGAUGCAAUCCCUGCUGGGGGCAUCUACUCAUCGCCAAAAGAUAUUUCCACCCUUGGCCGCGCCAUUCUGGCUAAUACCCUUGUCAGUCCAGCCAUGACGAGACGUUGGAUGAAACCAGCAACCCACACCGCGUCUUUGCAAGUCUCCGUAGGACACCCCUGGGAGAUCAUGUCCUUUAAAGAGCCACGUCUUGUCGACCUCUACACCAAAUCUGGGAACGUUGGAAUGUACAAUUCCAUCAUGGCUCUGUCCCCAGACCACAACGCAGGCUUCGCAAUACUUACUGCAGGAAACGGCACCUUUGCUUUGCCAAUGAAGUUGGGUGAACAGAUUGCCGAAAUUAUGCUACCUGCAUUGGAGCAGAUAGCCAAGAACCAGGCUGCGAGGAGAUUUGCAGGGACAUAUGCCCUUGAGGACGGAACCUCUAACUCGUCCAUUACUAUCGUUGCGGAUGAUGAACCAGGAUUGAAGAUUACGAAAUGGAUCAGCAACUCAGUGGAUAUGGGACAAUCUUUUGCAGAAAAGGCAGGUUUAAAAGAAGCCCCUUCUCUGCUUAGUAUGCGUCUGCAACCCACCAGUCUCAAAAGCCCUGGCCGAGUUUCGUUUUCAGCGGUCAUCCAGGGUCUAAACCCACAACCAACUUCAGGGACUAUACUUUCGGCUUGCAUGACUUGGCUCGAGCUGGACUCCUAUAUCUAUGGGAAUGUCGGUAUGCCGGAGUUUGAGUUCAAUCUAAAUGACGAUGGGGACGUGGUUAGCCUUACUCCUCGCGCAUUGCGCAUUACCCUUCCAAAAGCCUAG
Molecule: messenger RNA, 1707 nt
Organism: Penicillium cataractarum
Lineage: Eukaryota; Fungi; Ascomycota; Eurotiomycetes; Eurotiales; Aspergillaceae
Product: serine hydrolase domain-containing protein
Exons: 4
Coding region: 1-1707 (568 amino acids)
Source: RefSeq, a predicted model, not a curated record